CAAGUAUUUGUUCCCAUAAACCCUAAACCCCUUCUUGCACAGAAAGGAACAGAGCAAUUAGGAGAGAGAAAAAAUGAACCACAUUGCUAAUGCCGAAGAACAAAUUGUUACCGAAAGAUUGAGAAGAAAACUCAAUGAAGUUAAUUCAUCUGCACAAUCCCAACUUUCUGGGGUUCAAGAUCACAUCAAUUUCACUCUCCAGCAAGCGUACUUCAAGUGUGCGUAUAAUUGCUUUGAUAGGCGUCGAUCCCAUGAGGAGAUAAGCAAUUGUGUUGAGCAUUGUAGUGUUCCUGUUAUGCAAGCUCAGAAUCUUGUUGAAGGUGAAAUGGCUAAGUUUCAGGAAAAGUUGCAAAGAGCGUUAAUGGUGUGCCAAGACAGAUAUGAAUCUGCAAAACUGCAACCUGGGCAAUCGAAUUCCAUGAAUGACCUUGAGUCCUGUGUUAGCCAGACAAUUGACGAUAGUGUCAAGACUCUUCCAUCCCUGGUGGAAAGAUUGAAGACUAGCCUUGGCAUGUAUAACAGCACUUGAGGUUGCUAUGAAGAGUUGGUUUAACAAGUUGCUUUGAAAUAAACCGAGAAUACCUUUCAAAGUGUCGAAUAUAUAGUUCUGCAUUUCUAGCUUAGCUGAGGAGGAUGAUAUACAUUUUCAUCAUUAAGUUGGCCAUGUUGCACAUUGGCACCUUUAGCAAUGGAUGUGUAUUGUUUGAUUUUGUUAUACAAGUACUUACAAGAUGAAGGAGCAUUAGAUGUUAACACUUUAUUUCAGCCAAAUUCAGAAAAAACAUCCAAUUUUGUCAAA
Molecule: messenger RNA, 799 nt
Organism: Chenopodium quinoa (quinoa)
Lineage: Eukaryota; Viridiplantae; Streptophyta; Magnoliopsida; Caryophyllales; Amaranthaceae
Product: protein FAM136A-like
Exons: 3
Coding region: 74-529 (151 amino acids)
Cellular component (GO): cytoplasm
Source: RefSeq, a predicted model, not a curated record